Messenger RNA from Exophiala aquamarina CBS 119918, 2454 nucleotides. RefSeq lists its product as uncharacterized. The record is from RefSeq and is a predicted model, not a curated record. The coding region runs from base 1 to 2454 and encodes 817 amino acids. Lineage: Eukaryota; Fungi; Ascomycota; Eurotiomycetes; Chaetothyriales; Herpotrichiellaceae. The transcript has a single exon.
AUGAAUACCCCUCGUGUCCCUUGCUACUGGCCUGGCUGCCAAAAAUCGAUGGUGCUGAAUUACCUUGGAAGACAUCUUGAACGGGAGCACAAUAUUAUUGGCGGAUUUGGCUGCCAUCACUGUGGUUUCAAGGCAACUAGUGAAGAAGUUGUCCGUGUUCACAUAAUCCAACACCAUGGAUUACAGGAAGAGCCACGUCGAGCCGAGCGUGCGUUAGCCCUGUACUACCGAGAACGAUUUCGACAAGAUGAUCCCUCUGUGCGAGACCUUCCUCUCAGCGCCUUUUGGAAUCGUGGGCGUGAAUCCUUUUCCAAAACUGACGGUCGCUGUCGCAGCUGCAACGAUAUCAUCGAACCCUACACGAAGGCUUAUCUCAUGCGCCACAUGGGCACGAAACAUACUAUUAUCGUCGACUUGGACUUCACAAGAGUAUGUAGCAGCCGUGCCGUUGAUGAGCUUCCAACCGAUAUCGACAACCUUGUGUGGAAUGAUAAUGAGUCUGAAUUAUCUGAUUAUAAUGAACAAGAAGACUUCGGCCGCUUCUUUGACGAAGACGAUGAGGAUGGAAAGGAAAAAGGAACAUGGAAAGACUCCCAGGAAUCGAUUGAAAAUGGACAACAUGAGGGGCCCGUUUCGUGCGGAGAUCAUAAAGGGACCCCCAAAGCCACAUUGUCAUCUACUCCAAUGCGCGAUCAUGACGCAGAGCGCCUCCAAUCGACCUUUAUAAGCUGCAUUCGAGAUGAAUCAGUCAAAUAUUUCGAGGAAUCUUUUAAGGUGUACGAGACUAGAGCUUUCGCAGACAAGACAUACCGCGUCAACAAAAAUUUGCCUCCUAGGACGAAACUUGAUUGCAAGGACAUCGUUUCCGCCGUACUCAUAGACGGUAACUGGAAUUGCGAAGUCCCUCAGUGUGGUGCAGUCCUUGACGAAACGUUCGAGAUUGACGUACAUCUUCAAGCGCACAGUGCGAUCUUUUGGACGAAGUGGUAUUGCGGCGACAUUAGCUGUUAUACUGGCACUGAGAGAAUCUUUGAUGAUUGUGGGAGCUUUGACUCGCACGUCGUUUCUGAGCAUAUGAGCUCGAACUAUAGCGUCGCAGCCGGACGUCGUGUUCCUAAGCGCGAAGUCUUAGUAACCAGUCUCCUGAAGCAUUUGAAACUUAUCCGGAUAUUCAGCGAUCGAUCAAAGGACGAAGACAAGACCAUGACAGUACCGAUAACUUUCGUUGUUGACCAAGAACAAGAAAAUACCAAUUCGGAACCCAAAAACUAUGGCCCAUCACAAGCUGUCGAACAGGAAUACCGUGCAUGGUCCAAAUUCGCUCUGCAGUUUGGAAUGGACGAAGACCCUGGGUCGGAUGAUGAAAUUCCGUUCCUCGAGCCCCAUUACGACCGCCCGAUAUAUUUUCUUCCCGAGGCGUCAAGAGAUGCUCACCGUUCAAUAUACUUGGUUCAAACGUUAACAUUUUGCACGAAAAUGUAUGAGGAAGACGCUUGGAAUUUCAUCAAGCUCUAUCACAAACUAUGCAGCCAAUGUGAGACCAACAAUGUGAGCGUACUCCGCAAAGCCCUCGGCUUGCCUCAGUAUGAUGUUUUACUGGAUCCCGGUCAACCAAAAUCCAAGGACCGGAUUCUGUGGUGGCCUGGACAAGACGGCACUCAGGACGGCAACUGUAGCCUUGUCCAUGUUUGGAGGUGCCCAUGGCCAACGUGUGGGCACACGACCGCCUGGGAAUACUACUUAGUUGUCCAUUUCUUAUCAACUCAUCUAAAUUGCCGCUGGAAAUGCCCUGAACGAGGUUGCGAACAUUGUUGUUAUCGCAAUCCUCAUCAACUCGAGCAACACCGAAUGAACUGCCAUGUUGGAAGCCCACUUCAAUGUGGCCACCAGGACUGCAGCGGAGUAUUUGUCCGGGACUCCUGGAGAAGUAGAGGCUAUAUGAAUUAUGAUAGUCUCCGGGCGCAUUUGGAAAUAUACUUCAACCGGAACCUUGAGAACUCUCGAAAUCCAGCUUCAGACUCAGGCUUGGGUUUAAAUACGUCUGGUCAAGAGCAUAAGCCUCAAAAAGCUCUUCCUACAAAAGCCGUCUAUAUGGGAAGCUAUGCCAGGGGCAGUGCUUCUUACUUAAACAAGAGUCGUCGCAUGUACCGUCGCGAACAGAAUUUCACUAUAUUAACGAGAUACAAAGUUCGACACGACAAUAUCGAAGUUCGAGGCAGCAAAGUUUGCACAGGUUUCUCUUUUGGUCAUCGUCAUUUCGCGUGCAUCGACUCGGUUUCCUUGUCACUUGACACGGCGAUGUUGAUUUAUGUUCCGUCACGUUUGCUGUUCACAGUAGCGCCUACAUGCGAUUACUGUAUUCACCUCAUGUCUUUAAUCUCACGAGACCUUGCAAACCCGCCGCAACCAUUUGUUUCACACCCAAAGACGGCAAACAUGCGCACAAGCGAAUAG